AUGAAUCUUCAAUCCAAGUUAUACGUUUACGCUACUUCUUCUCCUAUACUCCUCAUGGUUAGGCUUAGGCCGGGAGCAAGAGCACUUAGAGAGAUACGUAAAUAUCAGGGGAGCACUGAUCUGUUAUUACCUGCUGCCCCUUUUAUUAGAGUUAAAUUAAUUACCGAGAAAUGUAGUAAAGAAGUUACACGUUGGCAAGCGGAAGCUUUAAUAGCACUUCAGGAGGCAACGGAAGCUUUUCUGGUUAACCUGUUUGAAGUUUUUCAGCUAUGCGCUAUCCAUGCAAAGCGUGUGACCAUCAUGCGAAAAGAUUGGGAGCUAGCUAGAAGGCUUGGUGGGAGAGGUCACUAUGGCUCUCAGCCAUGGUGGGAGAGCUAA
Papaver somniferum (opium poppy) is the source of this 378-nucleotide messenger RNA. Its product is annotated as histone H3-like centromeric protein HTR12. Bases 1 to 378 code for a protein of 125 amino acids. Gene Ontology annotation, cellular component: nucleosome. The transcript is spliced from 4 exons. Gene Ontology annotation, molecular function: protein heterodimerization activity; structural constituent of chromatin; DNA binding. Lineage: Eukaryota; Viridiplantae; Streptophyta; Magnoliopsida; Ranunculales; Papaveraceae. The record is from RefSeq and is a predicted model, not a curated record.